UUUUAAUCUUUCGUGUUCUAUAAAUGUAAGGUACAUCAAUGGGAUGUUCUCACAAUUCUGUUAACAUUGAACACAGUGUUUAAAGUUUGGUUUGCCUAAACGAAAAACGUGAUCGCUUUAAAUUUAAGAUAUUCGAAAUAGAUACAUCUGUAUCGAACAUGGUUCCUAUAAACCCAGAACUGUUGAAAAUUUUUGGUUUUUGGGGCAGUAUACUUGCUCUAAAAUUAGUAGCAAUGAUACCGCUAACUGCACGUUACAGAUUUCAAAAAAAGAUAUUUGCAAAUCCUGAAGAUGUCAAAGCGAUCCUGAAAAAUGCUAAAGUUGCUUACAAUGACCCUGAUAUUGAACGUGUGCGUAGAGCACAUUUGAAUGACUUAGAAAACAUUCCUAUUUGGUAUGUGGUCACACUUUUGUGGUUAACUACCGGACCUUCUACAUGGUUGGCUGGAAUAUUAAUCAGAACUUUUGUACUUGCCCGGAUUACGCACACACUUGUGUAUGCUGUUGUUCCACAACAACCGGCUAGAGCCAUAGCCUUCUUUUUUGGAGUGGGUACUACUGUAUACCAAGCUAUUAGUACCUUGAUAUAUUAUCUUUAAUCUGGGAAAUUUUUUGUUAUGUUUUUGUUUCUUAUCAUAUAAUUUUAUAGUUGUUAUUCCUUCAUCAUGUAUAAAUGAAUAUUUUUGUAUACAUUUAAACAUUUACAUUCCAAAUGUUAUAUACAGGAAAUGAACAUAGUACGCAGCUUACAAGAAUAAGGUAUUCAAAUAUAUUCAUGAAGUCAACUUAAUAUAUCGAUGUCAUGUUAUAAAUAUCAUGUAUUGCUAACAACUAUUUUUAUAAAAGAAUAAAUGUUUAUAAUCAUCGUACUUUUACUAAAUAUAUGUUUAAAAAUCUAA
This is a messenger RNA of Hylaeus anthracinus, 899 nucleotides long. Its product is annotated as microsomal glutathione S-transferase 1-like. Gene Ontology annotation, cellular component: membrane. The transcript has 2 exons. The coding region runs from base 159 to 599 and encodes 146 amino acids. NCBI's taxonomy places the organism in Eukaryota, Metazoa, Arthropoda, Insecta, Hymenoptera, Colletidae. The record is from RefSeq and is a predicted model, not a curated record.